Phyllostomus hastatus (greater spear-nosed bat) is the source of this 1859-nucleotide messenger RNA. RefSeq names its product LysM domain containing 4 (gene LYSMD4). NCBI's taxonomy places the organism in Eukaryota, Metazoa, Chordata, Mammalia, Chiroptera, Phyllostomidae. The transcript has 3 exons. The record is from RefSeq and is a predicted model, not a curated record. The coding region runs from base 249 to 1136 and encodes 295 amino acids.
UGGAGGGGCGGCGGCGGCCGCUACCGUGGGAGACUGGCCCGAGGUUGUUGGGGUUGGAGGUCAGAGGUCUUGCCUUGUGUAAGUUGGGGCCCCGCCUGUCUAAGCGCAGAGGCGGGCCGCCCCGGGUUUUUAUUGUCACGGAAGAGGCUUUGCGGGAAACUGAGGCCUGGGAGUCUCCGGGGCCCCUGUAGGCUCGGAGUUCGGACCGGUGGGCACGGCCCCAACGGCGGGCCGCCGCAGUUAAGAAAAUGAGGCAGAAGGGAGUGUUAACCAAGACCUUCCAAGGCCCAGCCAUGGUCUGUGGGACUCGGAGCAGCCAAGUUUACGUGUUUGAGAAUGGUGAUGGGGACCCCGGGGACUCCUCCGAGGAAGAGUCCCACCGUGUGGCUCUGCGGCCGCGGGCCAAGGAGCGCCAGAAGAAGGGUGCCCACCACCCUCCCCACCCAGGAGCAGGGGACGUCGUGUUGCUGCAGCGGGAGCUGGUCCAGGAGGACAGCCUCAACAAGCUCGCUCUCCAGUAUGGCUGCAAAGUUGCAGAUAUCAAGAAAGCCAACAACUUCAUCCGGGAACAAGACUUGUAUGCUUUGAAAUCUAUUAAGAUUCCAGUGAAAAACCAUGGGAUCCUAACAGAGACCCACAAAGAACUCAGACCCCUCCUCGGCCCGUCCUCCGAGACCAGGGUGACCUUCGAGGAGCAGCCGGACCAGGAUGGGGCAGCUGCCAGCGCCACCGCCAGCCCGCUGGCGGAUUUCUUCAAGGGCAUCGACCAGAACAUCGAGCACGCAGCGCGGUCGGAAAUCUUUGGGAGGGACGGUUACUGCGUGGAGUCCCCCGAUCAGCUGCUGCCCCCGGCCCCCCCGAAGACGCCGGCGUAUGGGGCGGACUGUGGGAUUCAGUGGUGGAAUGCUGUCUGUAUCAUGCUUCUCGUGGGCGUCGUUUUACCAGUGUUCUAUCUGGUCUAUUUUAAAAUACAAGCCACAGGGGAGAGUCCUGGGAGCUGGAACGCAACAGCUGUGUCCAACGGCUCGGUUGCGAUGAGUGCAGUUCCGGGGCACACCCCCAAAGCGGCGAUCCCAGUGGCAGCCACCCCCUCUCUGGACGGCCCUCUCAGGCCAGCCGCCUGGGUAGGGAACUAGCUGUGGCUGCUGUGGCUACAGGCUCAGGUAGCGACGGGGCUUGUGACCCACAUCCGCUGGCACAGCCACCUCCUGGGGUGCUGCAUUGACUGUCCUGUGGGAUCGGACCCGUUCCAGAAGCCACCAGUGUGUCCUCACUGAACCACCCUCGUCGAGUGAGCAUGCCCCGUCCUCGCCGAAUGCAUGGCAGUGGAGCCGAACCACCUGCGCCCUCGGGCCGCCCGCACACCCUGGAAGGCGCAGCAGGAGAAACGCUGACGCGAGUUUGUGGAGGGCUGAGUGUCUUCACGGCAGCGCUGUGCGGCCCCCAGACAGACGGACGUGCUGGGGAGGAGAGCGCUGGCCUCGGCUGGCGCACCUGCGGGGCGGGAGCCCCAGGCUGGGCUCUGGGCGCUGGGCUGUCGGCAGUGGUCCCCGCCCGCCUGCCGCGGAGGGCGACAGGCUCUGACCAGCGGGGCUCCCUGUCUGCCCGGCAGAUGGCGCAGUCCGGUUGUCUGAAUGCCGCCCUGCCUGGUGUCUGCCUCACCGGUCCGCCUUUGUGAGGCAACGCCACUUCUAAAAUAAUAAAAAAUGCCCUAAAUCCUGGUUGCCACAGGGUUCCAUUUGUCAUCACUGACUUCACUGCGUGGGGCCCAGUGUCCUGUGGGAACAUGACUUUUGCCCGGCAAAGAAUGAAUACUGGGUCCUCCAAAUGGAAUAAAAUAAUUUCUUCUGUGAAGGAAA